Molecule: messenger RNA, 1149 nt
Organism: Cololabis saira (Pacific saury)
Lineage: Eukaryota; Metazoa; Chordata; Actinopteri; Beloniformes; Belonidae
Gene: csrp1b
Product: cysteine and glycine-rich protein 1b
Exons: 7
Coding region: 127-705 (192 amino acids)
Biological process (GO): sarcomere organization; muscle tissue development
Cellular component (GO): nucleus; Z disc; cytoplasm
Molecular function (GO): actinin binding; structural constituent of muscle
Source: RefSeq, a predicted model, not a curated record
CCCUCAGUUGCUCUGAAUAUCCACGCAGCAGGAGCCUUUAACUUCGCAACAGCCCUUCAGAUAUGCAGUGAAGCAAGCAGGCUCAAAGGAAAGAAAACAUCAAACUAGUACCCUUCCUUUUAUAGAAUGCCUUUCGGGGGAGGAAACAAGUGCGGCUGCUGCCAGAAAACUGUCUACUUUGCUGAGGAAGUGCAGUGCGAGGGAAAGAGCUGGCAUAAGUCCUGUUUUCUGUGCAUGGUCUGCAAGAAGAACUUGGACAGUACAACGGUGGCUGUUCAUGUCGACGAGAUCUACUGCAAAUCAUGCUACGGCAAGAAGUACGGACCAAAAGGUUACGGCUUUGGAGGUGGAGCAGGAACGCUGAGCAUGGACACAGGAGAAGGACUUGGAAUCAAGCCUGAAGUACAAGCUCCUCAUCGUCCAACAAGUAACCCCAACUCCUCUAAGUUUGCUCAGAAAUCGGCAGGCUCAGAAGUGUGUCCUCGAUGUGGGAAGACAGUGUACGCGGCGGAGAAGGUUAUCGGGGGAGGCAAUUCGUGGCAUAAGGGCUGUUUUCGCUGUGCUAAGUGUGGUAAAGGCCUGGAGUCCACAACGGUCGCCGACAGGGACGGGGAGAUCUACUGCAAAGCUUGCUACGCAAAGAACUUCGGUCCCAAGGGCUUCGGCUUUGGUCAGGGUGCAGGAGCUCUGGCUCACGCCCAGUGAAGCCCGAGGCCUCGGCCCACGUGGGGCUGAGAUCUGGUGCGCUGUGAUAGCGCAGCUGCAGACUCUCAGUCAACAUCUGCCCUUUUCUUUCUUGCUGCAGGCAACUUGCAAUGAUACACACAACACGCAGCUUCCACCUAGCAGAUUGGUGUUUAUAUGUACAACAUUAAAGAAAAAAAAAAACAUGGAAAUGUAACUGUGUUUGGAUGACCGCAGCGUGUUUUGACUCAAUAAUUAAUAAGCUGAGAUGUCAGGGGAUCCAGACACACGCAUGCUUGAUUAAUAUCUAAAAAACACUUGAAAUGAGCGUGGGAAUAAAAUGUUUAGACAAAGCCUUUCACACUGCUCUACAUGUCAAAUGAUGUACAUGUCUGACUAUACUUAUAUGCUUUUUAUUUUGCAUUUUUUGCAUUGACAUGAAUAAAUAUGCAAAAGCAAACCAUU